UUACUGUGGGUUGAAACGGGGUUUACUCCUCGAAUGAAACAGGAUCCCCAGGAGUACGAAUAAUCUCCAUUUACAAUUACGAAAAAAAUAUUCAAGCAUAUAGCUGUCUUCGAAGAGAGAGAGAGAGAGAGAGCUGUAUUCAUGCAUCAACUCUUUUUCAAUGGAAUAAAAAACUCAAGAUAAAAAUUUGACUAUCUCUUCUUCCAUAUUAAUACAAGUGGAUAGUGUUUGUAUUUCAAUUGAACUGCAGGGAGUGGAAAUUUUAGGGAGAACCCUUCGAUCGCGUGCGAACGCACAGCAUGGGUUGCGCUGGAUCGCGCGAUAAAAGAUAUGAAACAGCAAAGAAGAUACGCAAGCCCAAGCCAUGGAAGCAUUCAGAACCAAUAACAAGGGUACAACUCACCCGGAUGAGAGAUGAGUUUUGGGAUACUGCUCCACAUUAUGGUGGUCGAAAAGAGAUUUGGGAUGCACUUCGGGCUGCUGCUGAGGCUGAUACAACUCUCGCACAAGCAAUUGUGGAAAGUGCUGGUGUAAUUGUUCAGAACCCCGACUUAACUGUCUGCUACGAUGAGAGAGGUGCGAAGUACGAGUUACCCAAGUACGUAUUGAGUGAACCAGCUAAUCUGAUCCGCGACAGUUGAAAAAGAUAUCUUUACAGAGAUUGUAAAUCCGUAAAUUACUGGUGUCAUUUUGUUACCAAGUUCAUCCCAUUUUACCACAGUUUCGUCGUUCUCUAUCCAUAGUAAGCUCUUUCCCAUGACAGGAAAUUGUAGCAUUCCUUUUCUUGUCAAUGAAUACACAUUCCGCUUCUUUUCGAGUACAAAAGAGCAGGUCAUAUAGUACCUUUUUUGAUCCAUAUGGACAUCUUCGAAUAAGGUUUUUGCCAAGUAUAGGCUUUAUCAAUAGUUGGGGCUAAGUACACUUUGUAUUACGAGAAUCAUUUGAUUCUUCCUCUAUAAAGACUACAUCCUACUA
Messenger RNA from Olea europaea var. sylvestris, 975 nucleotides. RefSeq names its product ubiquitin domain-containing protein 1-like. Lineage: Eukaryota; Viridiplantae; Streptophyta; Magnoliopsida; Lamiales; Oleaceae. The coding region runs from base 300 to 641 and encodes 113 amino acids. The record is from RefSeq and is a predicted model, not a curated record. The transcript has 4 exons.